AUGAUCAGCUCUAGGCCUAGCAACGACAAGUACGAAAAAGUCUUGGCGAACGAUCCCGAGCUUGAGAGUAACAGCCAGCGCACCGAAGACGAAGAUGAAUCGAUUCUCCCAAAGUGGGACCAAGGAUAUAGGAAACGUUCGCUUGCAGCAAUGGUAUGGCUUUGCAUGCGCGUCGCCUUGAUCGUGGCCAGCAUCAUUGCUUGGGGCUCGUCGCUAUGGCUGACCCAUUUGGCGACCCUGGAGCUCCAAAAAGCCCGAGCACUCAUCCCACACUCGGCAAUUACUACUGCGCAAGCCACCAAAACUCUCACUGUCACAGCCAAACUCUCAGCCCCAACUCACACCGAUCAAAAGACCGACAGUCAUGAAAGCACCGGACACAGAAUUACCAAUCCUCACCAUGACUCGCUAAACACCAUGUUCAUACCUGGCGGACAACUUCCCGUCGCCGGAUACGGUCUCGCAUACAACACUUAUUACUGCAACGGGUGGUCCGACCCCGAAGGCGCCCGGGCUCGAGGGUGCGUGCUGGACCCGAGCCAAGGCGGCUGGGUGCACGAACUCUGCCACGACCCAGAACUCCGCGCAGAAUGGCUGCGGCUCCCGGACUUUGGCUGGUGGCUCGACGCCCACCGUACCCAGCCUAUAGCCCAGGAACGAGUCUGGGCCGCCGACGUGCCGGGCGGCGUGCACACGGAGCUCUUCACCCCGCAGGCGUUUCACAUUGAGCACUGCAAGUUUGUCAUGCGCCUCCGUGUCAAGCAUACCACGCGCCGCAAUCGGGGUCUUGGGUAUCUGCCUCUGGACCCUGGGCACAUGUACCACUGUCUGCACAUCAUGACGGAUGAUGGUUCGGAUCCCACGACGCUCACCAAGGUUGUAUUGGGAGAGUUUGGUGGAGGAACUUCGGGAUUUGGAUUGGGUGGUGAAUGUUAUAUGCCGAUACUUUGA
This is a messenger RNA of Pestalotiopsis fici W106-1, 951 nucleotides long. RefSeq lists its product as uncharacterized. The coding region runs from base 1 to 951 and encodes 316 amino acids. The transcript has a single exon. NCBI's taxonomy places the organism in Eukaryota, Fungi, Ascomycota, Sordariomycetes, Amphisphaeriales, Sporocadaceae. The record is from RefSeq and is a predicted model, not a curated record.